This is a messenger RNA of Mangifera indica (mango), 966 nucleotides long. RefSeq names its product protein TAPETUM DETERMINANT 1-like. Bases 136 to 663 code for a protein of 175 amino acids. The record is from RefSeq and is a predicted model, not a curated record. NCBI's taxonomy places the organism in Eukaryota, Viridiplantae, Streptophyta, Magnoliopsida, Sapindales, Anacardiaceae. The transcript is spliced from 3 exons. Gene Ontology annotation, biological process: cell fate determination.
GACGAGAUGAGAGAGACACAGCAGUGAAACGUCGAUUCAACGACCGAGUUACGACGUCGAGUCUGGCUCACAUAACUUUUCGAUUUCACUGCUUUAUUAGAUUCUCAGUGAGUUGUUUUUUGUUUUUUUCUCGUAAUGAGAGGUUUUCUAUUAAGUCGCCGAUUCGUUGUGGUUCUUGCUUCGGCACUCCUCGUUGUAAUGUUUCUCCUUGCUAUUCUCUCAGGACGUCCUGGUGUUUGCCAUAGUUUCAUAAGUUUGAGAUUCGAGAGAGGCAACUAUACCAUUCAUGGUCCUCAUCGCAAGCUUCUAGAUCCUGCUUCAUUAAUGAGUGAAGAACCAAACAGAAUGAGGGACAAGAAAUGCACAACAGCAGACAUUGUUAUUAACCAAGGACCCACAGACCCUCUUCCAAAUGGCAUACCAACAUACACGGUUGAGGUCACAAAUGCUUGUGACACUGGCUGUGAUAUCUCCAGAAUUCAUAUCAACUGUGGAUGGUUUAGCUCUGCUCAUCUCAUCAAUCCAAAGAUUUUCAAGCGCCUUUCCUAUAAUGACUGUCUUGUUAACGAUGGCAAACCCUUGCUCAAUGGUGACACACUCUCGUUUCAGUAUGCUAAUACUUUUCGGUAUCAACUAUCAGUUUCUUCGGUGGCUUGCUCUUAAUAAUUACAAUAACAAACAAAGCUUUUAUAUAAAGCUCAUAAAGCUGGACUAGGUUGGUAGCUGAAAUUACUUGAUACUCAUUUAGUUACCGUCGUCCAUUUUUGUGACAAAUUGGUUUUGCUCUAUGUUUGUGUUGGUGUUGGUGUUUUGAUCCUAGCUCAGAGAGUAAGGUGGGUUGAUUUGAUUUGGAGUUCUAUUCUAUACACUGUAAAGGUCGGGCCAUUUUAGACAGUUAACUGGGGAAGAAUAGAGCAAGGGAAACACGGAAAUGGUCACCAAAUGUUGCCAAGAUUUUGGUAAAUG